AUGUCCCGGUAUCACCCAAAUCAUCUCACAGCAGAAUCGCUGCAGGAUAAAGUGAUUCUCAUCACUGGCGAGCACACACUAACCCAAUCCAAACCAGGAGGAGCGAAUGGUAUCGGCGCAAGUCUCGUCGAACUGAUCUGUCAACACGGUGCCUAUGCCUGCAUCGGCGACGUCGCAGUUGCAGCCGGCGAGAAGCUCGUCCAGGACGUAUGCGCCACGUCGUCGCCAUCCCCUCCUUCCACACACCCCCGAGCGAUAUUCCAGAAGACCGACGUGACCAACUACCAGUCCAUUCUUGAUCUCUUCGACAUCGCAUACAAGACAUACGGCCAUAUCGACCACGUGGUCGCUGCGGCCGGAAUUUUGGAAGUUGGGAACUGGUUCGACCCCGCCCUAACAUUGGAGACUGUACGAGAGUCCCCUCCAACCGCCGUCCUCGAGGUCAACCUCCUGGGUAAUCUCUACGUGGCUCGGAUCGCCGCCGUGUAUCUGCGCCAGAACCGAGCCCCGCACGCCGACCGCUCGCUCACGCUCAUUUCCUCAGUCGCAGGCUUCAAGGAGACGCCCGGUGUACCCGUCUACCAGGCGACCAAGCAUGGGAUCCUGGGUCUGAUGCGCUCCCUGCGGAUGGAUCUCCCCGCGCCGGCGCAUCAGCUGCGCGUCAAUGCGGUCUGUCCGUGGAUGACGGAGACGAGGAUGGUGGAGAAGCUGCGGGAGGGCUGGAAGCAGGCCCGGCUGCCCAUAAACUCGCCGCUGGACGUGGCGGUCAUCGUCGCUGGGUUAGUGGUCGAUGCGACACUAAGUGGAAAGUCCAUGUACGUCGAAGGUGGACGCGCGUGGGAAAUUGAAGACAACCUCGAUCGCCUGGAGCCGGAGUGGCUGGGCGAGGAGCCAUCGCGAUCGCUGGCGAAGGGACAGGAGUUCCUGGCGGAGGGC
This is a messenger RNA of Aspergillus homomorphus CBS 101889, 936 nucleotides long. Its product is annotated as putative 3-hydroxyacyl-CoA dehydrogenase. The transcript has 3 exons. NCBI's taxonomy places the organism in Eukaryota, Fungi, Ascomycota, Eurotiomycetes, Eurotiales, Aspergillaceae. The annotation marks the transcript as partial. The record is from RefSeq and is a predicted model, not a curated record.